AUGGCUUUGUCCUGCAAAAACAAACUUGCGUUUGUUAACGGAAUGAUCACCAAGCCUGCGAUAGACGAUCGAAAGUAUGAUGUCUGGGAACGUUGCAACAACACAGUGGUAUCGUGGAUUGUUCUAUCGUUAUCACCGACUAAAAUCCUAUGGGAUGAGUUAAUGAUCCUUAGACCUACCAUGUUGUGUGCAAUCCGAAAUGUCAAUGUGGUAAAAAGGAUUGAUGAGAUGAAUGAACAAGCAGAGAAGGACAAACUCUUUGUAUUUCUGAUCGGGUUGCAUGAUAGGUACACUGGAGCAAGAAAUCAGAUCAUGCUCAUGAGACCUUUACCUGAUGUGUGUGAGGCUUAUUCGAUGAUAUCACAACAAGAAAGGCAAUUCCAGAUGAGCACUACUGGUUUUGGAAGCCAACUUCAUCAAGCAGGAGAAAAUGGAAACAGUGGUAGUGUGUUUCUAGCCAAUACUCACACUGGAAAUCAUCAGAACUAUAAGAGGUUUCCUUCAGGCAACAAGAACUAUAAGACAUACACAAGAUAA
Messenger RNA from Ipomoea nil (Japanese morning glory), 537 nucleotides. RefSeq lists its product as uncharacterized. The record is from RefSeq and is a predicted model, not a curated record. The transcript is spliced from 2 exons. The coding region runs from base 1 to 537 and encodes 178 amino acids. Lineage: Eukaryota; Viridiplantae; Streptophyta; Magnoliopsida; Solanales; Convolvulaceae.